Messenger RNA from Limulus polyphemus (Atlantic horseshoe crab), 3005 nucleotides. RefSeq names its product maltase-glucoamylase, intestinal-like. The record is from RefSeq and is a predicted model, not a curated record. NCBI's taxonomy places the organism in Eukaryota, Metazoa, Arthropoda, Merostomata, Xiphosura, Limulidae. Gene Ontology annotation, molecular function: carbohydrate binding; alpha-1,4-glucosidase activity. Gene Ontology annotation, biological process: carbohydrate metabolic process.
AUGAUAAGAUUCCUGAUGAAGACAGAGUGAAAUGAAGCUUCAUCUUAUACUCAUCUACCUUGGACUUCUGUAUGCUGCCGAAACACUCGCUGCUAAUAGGGGUGUCCAGAAGGCUGACUCGAUAUUUCUUUUACUAGAAAGAUUGGAUUGUAUAUUUGAUGACGAAUACACAAAAGAAAUAUGCGAAAACAAAGGCUGUCAAUGGAUAGAAAGUCUUGAAGAGAACGUUCCGAAGUGUUUCAUUCCGAAGACCGAGUUUGGUUACAAACUAAAGGAAGCGAAGGUUAACAAGCCCAGGGGAUCAUCGCUUCUUCUAGAACAGGUGUCCUCUACUCCUCUAGUGCAGAAAAGCAUUAAAGAGAUUAACUUUGAAGUGACGUAUAUCACAGAGAGUAUUGUACGAUUUAAAUUCACAGACCCAGCCAAUAAUCGUUAUGAAGUUCCAGUUCAAAAAAAGUUUGACUUGUUAAAUAAAAUGCCAGAACUUGACUUAAACGCUUUAAAGUAUGAAGUCGUUCUGGACACGGAGGAACCAGGAUCUUUGUUUAGUUUCAAAAUCAAGAGGAAAGAAAAUGCUAUAAAUGUAUGGGACACCAGUAUUGGCGGAUUAGCUUUCGAAGACCAGUUUCUACAGAUUGCCUCUUACCUUCCAGCUGAGAACGUGUAUGGUUUGGGAGAGAAUAACCACGCAACCUUCAAACACGAUCUCAACUACCGAACCUGGCCUCUCUUUACUCGAGAUGAGUUCCCUAACGACUGGCCGGGUAGAAAAAAUCUUUAUGGCGUUUAUCCAUUUUAUACUUGCUUAGAAAAGGAUGGGAAAGCUCAUGGAGUACUGUUUCUAAACAGCAAUGCAAUGGAAUAUACACUGCUUCCUGCUCCUGCCAUCUCCUUCAAAACAACAGGUGGCGUGUUGGAUUUUUUUGUUUUUAUCGGCAAGGGACCGGAACAUGUUGUUCAACUGUACACAGAGCUUGUAGGUCGCCCUGUUAUGCCUCCCUAUUGGUCCUUGGGAUUCCAGUUAAGUAGAUGGGGCUACAACAGCUUAGAAAAUUUAAAGAGUGCCGUGAAGAGAACAGUAGAUGCAGAAAUUCCUUUGGAUGUACAGCAUGCUGAUAUUGACUACAUGGAGGAUCGGAAAAUCUUCACUUGGGACAAGGUCAACUGGGAAGGGUUCCCAGAGUACAUCAAAGAGACAAAGAAAGACGGACUGAGAUGGAUCAUCAUACUGGAUCCAUUCUUAGUGGCUAAUGAUACCACCUAUCCAGUGUUCUCCAGAGGUUUGGAGAAAGAUGUGUACAUCAAGUGGCCAGCAACGAUUAAGACAGAGGACAGAAACAAUCCUGAUUUCGAGAAUAUUGACAAUACCAAGGAUGUGAUGUAUGGUUGGGUCUGGCCAGAUGGUCCAGCAGUGUUUCCAGACUAUUUUCGUCAAUCGGCAAGAACCUGGUGGAAGGAGGAGAUUAGAAUGUUAUACGAAGAAGUGAAAUUUGAUGGUCUGUGGAUUGAUAUGAACGAACCAUCAAACUUUGGCACCAACGAAAAGAAUCAUGAUGUCUACUGCCCACAGUGGAAGUUUCCAAAUGGUUGCUGGAGUCUUCAGUGCCCUGAGAAUCGUUGGGACGAUCCUCCUUUCAAUCCUUUGAAGAAAGUUUUUUAACAAAAGCUCUCUGAUAAAACGUUGUGCAUGGUGGCUGUCCAAGGCGAAAAUGAAGAAUAUGUUCAUUAUGAUGUGCACAGUUUGUAUGGCUGGAGUCAGAUGGAAUCUACCCUGGAAAUAGCUCGUGAAGUCACCCAAGAGAGGAGUUUGGUGCUAUCGCGUUCUACUUAUGUCUCAAGUGGCCGAUAUGGUAGCCACUGGUUGGGGGAUAAUAACAGUCACUGGCCUGAUCUUCAUCGAUCUAUUAUUGGUAUGCUGGAAUUUAAUCUCUUUGGAAUUCCAUACAUUGGGGCUGAUAUCUGCGGGUUUUUCUCGGAGACCACGACAGAACUUUGUAAACGUUGGAUGCAGCUCGGUGCUUUCUACCCUUUCUCCAGGAAUCACAAUGCAAAUGGAAACCAACCUCAAGAUCCAGCCCACCCAAAUUUUGGAGGUCCUGAUGGCCCAGUUGCUUCAGCAUCUAGAAAGGCCCUUCAGGUCCGCUAUAUUCUUCUUCCCUACCUCUACACUUUGUUUUACCACGCUAAUCAACAUGGAAAUACCGUAAUUCGACCUUUGCUACACGAAUUUCCUAAGGAUAAAUUAACAUAUGAUAUUGACAGACAGUUCAUGUGGGGUCCUGCUCUUCUAAUUUCUCCGGUUCUAGAAGAGUACCAAAGGUCCGUGAAAGCAUACUUACCAAUGGAUUCCCAGUGGUUUAAUUAUUAUACUGGGAAAAUAGACAAAUCCGGUGAAAUAAUAAUUGAUGAUUUAGAAAUGCCCCCUUUGCAUGUUCGAGCAGGUUAUAUUCUUCCCACUCAAGAUUACGCCCAGAAUACAUUCCUAAGUCGCCAAAAACCGAUGCACCUUUUAGUGUAUCCUGACAAGGUCGGAAUUGCAAGGGGCGACCUCUUUUGGGACGAUGGUGUUGGCAAAGAUAACAUUCAACAAAAUAUAUAUGUCUAUCUUCAGUUCUAUUUAAAUCAGUGCCACUUACUAAUCAAAUUGGAUCCCAAAGAUUCUAUGUUCCAAGAUAAGCUGUUAUUAUCGUCUAUCAAAGUUUAUCGUUCUAAGAAAGCAACUACGUUGACUAUAAAUGGCAAUGACUUACCUUCAGAAAAUAUUGAGUACGACGAUUCAAUUGAGCUUUUAACAUUGACAGUAAACCUAAAUCCACUCCAGGAUUGUAAGGAAGAACCUUGUAAAGUCGCAUGGAGAAGCAACGACCAGUGUAUUAUCUUUUAAACAGUAGCCAUCAACUAAAAUUGAUUUGAUAAACUUGUACUUCAGACAACAUUACUUAUUACAAGAAUUAUGUAGCAAUAAGUAGUUAUGACGAGUAAAAUAAACAGAUUUCACAAUAAAA